CAGCCGUCACCAGCGCUAAUAUGGCUCCUAAGCACGUGACCCGGGGCAAACGGAUUUCCGGUUUCCGGGACUACGAGGCGGAAGCGAGGGCAGACGCAGUCUCCGUCGUUGACGUUAGUCGCAGUCUUCUCUACUGACGUUCUGUUAUGAGUUGCUAAAAUGGUGAAAUGCUGCUCCGCCAUUGGAUGUGCUUCUCGCUGUUUGCCAAAUUCGAAGUUAAAAGGACUGACAUUUCACGUAUUCCCCACAGAUGAAAACAUCAAAAGGAAAUGGGUAUUAGCAAUGAAAAGACUUGAUGUGAAUGCAGCCGGCAUUUGGGAGCCUAAAAAAGGAGAUGUGUUGUGUUCGAGGCACUUUAAGAAGACAGAUUUUGACAGAAGUGCUCCAAACAUUAAACUGAAACCUGGAGUCAUACCUUCUAUCUUUGAUUCUCCAUAUCACCUACAGGGGAAAAGAGAAAAGCUUCAUUGUAGAAAAAACUUCAGCCUCAAAACCCUUCCAGCCACUAACUACAAUCACCAUCUUGUUGGUUCUUCCUCAUGUAUUGAAGAAUUCCAAUCCCAGUUCAUUUUUGAACAUAGCUACAGUGUAAUGGACAGUCCAAAGAAACUUAAGCAUAAAUUAGAUCAUGUGAUCACUGAGCUAGAGGAUACAAAGGAAAGUCUACGGAAUGUUUUAGACCGAGAAAAACGUUUUCAGAAAUCAUUGAGGAAGACAAUCAGGGAAUUAAAGGAUGAAUGUCUGAUCAGCCAAGAAACAGCAAAUAGACUGGAUGCUUUCUGUUGGCAGUGUCGUCAGGAGAGCAUAGAACGGGACUAUAUUUCAUGAAAUAAUUUUAUGUUCUACCUAAAAUUGUCAUUGGUACAGAUUUUUAGAAAAUCUCAUUUACCGUCAGUAAAUUAUAUCCAUCAUUUAAAGUGCUGCUUUGGAUUCUCUGGAUGCAUCGUAGUUGUUAUCCAAAGACUUUUUUGAAAGUGUGCAAAAAUGUGUGGUAAUUACAUAUUUGUGUGACUUGUGACGAUUAUGUUUUUAUAGACCUAUACUAAUGCCGGGUCACUAUUGUAAGAUGUUAAACUCUCAAGAAAAUGUCACAGAGCUAAAGAAAUGAUGUCAAAUUAGUCACAUUAAACUAUAGUAGAAGAAAUUUGACACUUCUCCAGCAACAUCAGAUUUUUGGCUUCAAAGGAAUACCUUUACUUACAUGUGGUUAUGGUAAGUUCAUUGAAUUUUACUUUAAAUGCAUUUUACUACAAAGCACAAUUCAUUUACAAUACAUAUCCAUCUGGAUUCAAUCCAAGGUGCUUUAGCUAUUAGUAAUACCAAAGGAUCUUUUUACAAGGCUUCCUGUGGUAUUGACUCUGAGAAUAACACAUGGUGAAGAUCUAUUGGCUUUUAAAAUUGUUCAGAGCCAAUUUAAGAAGACCCCUCGUGAAGUCUCAGUUUUCAGUACAUCAUUCCUCCUCACUAGGAGCACUUUGAUGUAAACCAGAAUAGCUUUAAGAGACAAAAAAUGUCAUAAAUCUGAUUUGUAAAUGGUUAGUUGCUCUGACAGGUCUGAACACUUUGCUUCAUGACUAUUUCCUCAUAAAGGUAUAUCUAAAAUCAGAAUGCCAGCACUAGCUCUAUACUUUCAAGGCCGCUUUGUAUUUUAUAUCUAAAGUAGUAUCGCUGACAUUCUUUAAAAAUACGAAAUAUAUGGCACCAGCUUCAUCUGUGAUACCCAUCAAGAAAUGUUCUCUGGUUUUAUUUUAUGCUGAAAGUAGAACACAAAUCACAUUUUAAAAAAAUACAAAAUAUAAAAGAAGCCACUAAAAAUAAUAAUUGUGGCUCUUGCAGUUGAAACAGGAAUUGGAGACAAAGGAUUAGAAUAUUUUAAUUAGGGGAGUAGAUUAUUGUCCAAGGGAUUUUAUUUAGAGAAAUGGGUUAUUAAAACAGCAGCUUUAGAAUAGCUUCUUACCGAAUAUGGAAAAGAAUAAUUCCUUGUUAUUUCCUAAUUGAUCCAAGUGUCAUAAAUUUAGCUUUUCUCAUAAUUCCUUACCAAAGACAACUGAAAUUAUAGUCAUAAAUACCAUGGACUAGAAUAAAAACCAUUUGCCAAAGCCACACUCUACUUAGAAGCACAUAUACAUACAUGAACCUCAUUCAGAAGUCCAUGCUGUAGCCGUUAGAAUGUGAGUAUCAGUUGUUUCAUCAUAGUAACAAAAAUUGAAGUGUGUUUUCUGCUUAUUUGUUUAUUUGUUUAUUGUAAUUUUAUUUGUGUUACAUUAAUAUUAGUUAAGAUAUGGUCACUUGAAUUUUUUGUAUUUAAGAAUUUUCUGUUUUAAUGCAUGUUACACUUUUAUGUAGGAUUCUAAACCUUCCCUCUAAAUGGGAUUUAACUCACAUCUGCAAGAUCAGCAUUAUGCUAAGAGGAAAUCACUGAGGCCAUAUUUUUUUUCCUACCUGGAAAAAAAAAAAACCCUGACCAGGCACAGUGGCUCAUGCCUGUAAUCCUGGCACUUUGGGAGGCCAAGGCAUGUGGAUCACUUGAGGUCAGGAGUUCAAAACCAGCCUGGCCAACAUGGUGAAACCCCAUCUCUACUAAAAAUACAAAAAAAAAAAUUACCCAGGCAUGGUGGCACGUGUCUGUAAUCCCAGCUACUCAGGAGGCUGGGGCAAGAGAAUUGCUUGAACCCAGGAGGCAGAGGUUGCAGUGAGCCAAGAUCAUGCCACUGCACUCCAGCCUGGGAAACAGACCAAGACUUCAUCUUAAAAAAAAACAAAAACAAAAAAAACUCUCAUUAGUUACCCAUUAUUUAUUUUAGUUACUUAAUUUUUACUUCGUAAGUGGACACCCUAAUGGAAAGUUUGGGUAUGAUCUUAGGUUUUAUGGAAAUGUUUUGAAUAGAGAUUAUUUUUCCCUCAUCCUAUUGUGAAUAUAUAAAGUAAGUCAGUGGACAAUGGAGAAAAGUAAGAGGGUAGAUCUAAACACAGUAUGUCUGAAUUCUAGCAGUCUACUGGCUGUUUAGAAUACACCAAGCCUAGAAGACAUUUCCAAGAGUAAAAUCCCAGUCUGCCACUAUCAAAAUUGCCACAGUCACUUUUACUUAUAUUCAUAAUAUACUCAGCCCUUGUCUUCUUUUUCACUGGACCUAGUAUAACUGAGAAAUAAAUAACCACGGGCAAAAUAUUGGUAUCAUUAAGGACCCAGAGCUGCCCAUUUUCUCUUUAUACUGAAAGGAAAACAAUUACUGAUAGAAAUCUGAGAUUAAAAAUAGGGUCCUCCCUGCUGCUCCAAACAAAUGCCUAAACAUAGUAUGCAUCUCAGUCCUCUGUUCUCAGAGAUUCCAGCCUAGCCCAGGAAACAACUGUCCUGUAUAAAGCAAAACCCAAGUCUUCCCCCUCCAGAAGUUCCUCUGGCAGCCAAGGCUGACCUGAGGGUUCAUUCCACUUUGCUUUAAAAGCUAGGCAUGGCCUCUAGAGCCAGGAACACAGUACAACAGUUCAACCUCAGCACCAAGUCAGGUACGAAACACUCGAUAUGUGGAAUUUUUCUCUAUGUCAAGUUUAAAUUUCUGGAAAUAGACUUUGGUUGCUAGUGAUAAUUACAGUUAUACCAUAGUCUGUAAUUUGAGAAAAGGUGAAAUGUCUUAAAUAUAUGUUUAGUUUUAAUAAAAAGAUAAAAUUAUUACAGAAAUAAUUGAGAGAGAGAAAAUCCAUUAUCUUCCAUUAUUUAUUUGAAAAAUAACAUUUUCUCCAGUAAUGUGUUAUGUGGUUUUUUAUACAUUGUUAUUCAAUAAAACGAACAGAGAAAUAUGAAGAGUAUAUACAUAGAGGUUUUGCUCUAAUUUCUUCCACGUCUUUUCCCUAACUCUAAUACAGGGUCUGCAAGUUCAGAUGGCCCAGAUAGCAGGCCAGCUUUCAGCACAAUAAGGACCUACCAUAGAGCCCUUUUCUGCUUUGGCCCUCACUCAAAACUAGCAGAUUUGAUGUUACCCAGUAUAUAAAGGAAAGCAGUAUCCCUAGGUGUGAAAUAUACUGCCUUCAGAACCCAAAGAGGCCUGUCAAGCAUUGUGCUUUUUUAUUCAUAGUGGAACAUGCAAAUUGUAAUAAUUUAUCUCUUACUUGAGAGGGGAUGUCUUAGCAUGCCCCAAAUCACUGGACACUUCUCCUCGCAAAUUUUACUGAUGUUAUAGGCCCCUGAAUUUCAUGAGUUUUAUCUCACCCUCUGGAGCACAUAUGCUUUAUCAAGCCCUCCAAUUAACUAGUCGUCCCAUUGAAUUAACAUAAUCCAUCAGUAAAGUGAACUAAGUGAUUUUCCAUAGAAUGUCUGUCUGGUCUAGAGUAUUUCAAUUAUAACAGAAGCAAGAUCAUUAACUUUGCCUUGGGAACAAGACCACAUAUGUUUACUGUUUUGUUUUUUUUUCAUGUGAUUGUGAGCUGUUUCUGAUCCUUUAGCAGGGACGGAAAAGCAGGUACCCACCAGAUCAGUGGUUGUAUGGCAUCUACCCAUAGCCAUGUUAAUCUCUUCUAACAUGUUAAUCUCUUCUAACAAACUAGUCGGUUGAAUUUUUCCUUAGUCCAACUGUCAUCUUGCAAGAUCUGUCUAAAUUUUUGCAGGGACCAGAAUGGUGAAUUAAAUGAAAAGAGAUGGUGGAGGCCACCACUCAGGUCUAUCUUAUAGGUCUGUAAAGGUAGCACCUUAGUGAGCCCCACAGGAAACUGAAACAGGUAGUACACAAAAAUGAGUUAACAUAGGCACGAGACUGCUAUCCUCGGAAAGGCCUGCAAGGUUGCAAGGUUGGUUCUUGAGUGGCAUCUGGGAACUUGGAUUUGGGGAGGGCUCCCACCAUUCCCUAACUGAUAAGAGUAGCUCACUGUGCCAGACUGUUUGUACAGACAAUGUGGUUUAGGCUGAAUACCUACCUUCCCUCUGGGAGUCUGGAUUUGACAAUGUGUUAUGUAAAUGGGCCUGUUCGACCAGCCCCAAAUAAAACCUUGGACAUUGAAUCUUUAA
Molecule: messenger RNA, 4996 nt
Organism: Callithrix jacchus (white-tufted-ear marmoset)
Lineage: Eukaryota; Metazoa; Chordata; Mammalia; Primates; Cebidae
Gene: THAP6
Product: THAP domain containing 6
Source: RefSeq, a predicted model, not a curated record